Messenger RNA from Periophthalmus magnuspinnatus, 2502 nucleotides. RefSeq names its product zinc finger and SCAN domain-containing protein 10-like. The coding region runs from base 85 to 882 and encodes 265 amino acids. The record is from RefSeq and is a predicted model, not a curated record. The transcript has 2 exons. Gene Ontology annotation, cellular component: nucleus. Lineage: Eukaryota; Metazoa; Chordata; Actinopteri; Gobiiformes; Gobiidae.
CGGGCACGUGCGGCUCCUCCAUUGAAUCCUCGGUUAGCUCCGCGGGCUAAAGGCUAAAGCUAACGCCACCGAACCGAACCGAACAUGUCCAAAAAGAGCGAGUAUCUGCGCGCGCUGGUGACAGAGCGGCUGACUGCGGCUGCGGACGAGAUCUUUGCGCUGUUUGAAAGAACAAUAGCGGAGUAUGAGGAGGAACUGAGCCGCUCCAAAGAGGAGAACCAGAGGAAACAGCGGCUCCUGGACUCGGCUCAGGGCGCGAGAGCCGAGCCGCAGACGCCAGAUGCCCCGACUCCUCACACAUGUUUGGAUCAGGGGAGCUCAGGUUUGUCGGACUCGUCUGGAGCUGUCAGGCUGGAGCCGGAGUUGGGUUUGUUCGGUGUCAAAAGUGAAUGUGGAGAAUCUGAAGGGACCGAAACCAGCGAGGACUGGACCCUCGUGGCCGGUCCCUCCGCUCCGCCCCGGGACUCCAAGGACGACGACCAGAACAUGGAGCCCGAGGGACAGACCGCAGCCCCAGAUUCACACGAGUGCUGCAUCUGCGACGAGACAUUUGUGGACCCUCAGAGCUUAAAGAGACACAUGGACCUGCACAUGGAGGAGGUGGAACUGUUGAGCAGGGCCAAAGGGGAGGAGGACACAUUUAAACGGCGCGCGCCUCAGUCGCGCCCACAGACUCACAGGACGCUGGCAUCUUUCCCGGGCUCACCUUUCAGCUGUCCCUUCUGUAAACGAGACUUUGCGAGGAAAUCGGAUCUUCAGUAUCACAUCCUGAUCCACACGGGAGAGAAGCCCUUUUCCUGUUCCCAGUGCAACCGGAGAUUUAACCGAAAGUCAAAUCUGUAUCGUCACUACAGAAACCACGCCAAGAAGAAAAUCCUCUGAGUUUGAGAAGGGACUGGACCAAAUUUGGGUCUGAUUUUUGUUACAUCAUCUUCACUGUUUGUUUUGUGAAAUAUAAAAAACUCAUUAAACGGCAGAAGAUAUAAAAAUAACAGGGCUGUACUCGAGUAACGACAUGCGCUGCCGGUCGACUAAAAAGGGGGCGUGGCAAAAGCUCUCAAAACUAUAACAUAUCUGUGUGUGUGUCCCAAACUGCACUGACCAGGCCACACCUGCAGGGGGAGUGCAUGCAAAAGCUACUAUUUAUGCAGAAAAAAGUACUAGGAAGCAACGUGUUUGUAUAAGGACGGAUUAAAUCAUGAGUUUAAUCUGACUUUUUACAGAUAAACACCAAAAAUCCCAGAUCUUCAGCUCCGUCACUCUCUCCUCUUUCUGCUGUCGUCCCACAGAAAUAAACAACACGAUUAAUCGACUAAGACUCCAACGACUCGAUAAGUAAACACCUUCAGCCUCUGGUUAAAGCUCCACUAUGGGACGUUUCUGGUUUUCUGUUUGUCUCCGUUUUUACUUUCCAUGCAGUAUUCCACAGUAUGGCUUUAUCUGUCUCUGUGGCGAUAAGCAGUUGACGACACCAAGCCAAGUUACAGGUCAUGUCCGCGGAGAGGUGAGCUGCACAUAGGACGGUUGUAUAUUUUUCGAGCUCGUCUGAAGAAAACCAGUGUUUGUUUAAAUCGUAGCGUUGUGGUUUGAGGAAAGACUGAAGUUCUUCUAGAUGUUUAAUUUGUGAACGCGGGGGCGACUGUCGGCCGUAAGUCGCGCCACAACAAGAGCCAAACGACAGCAGACUCAACUCACUCUAAACACGCUCCAAAACAGACCAGAAACUGACCGAUUAAACAUUCACAUCCUCGUCGCCAUAGCAACCACGUGUCACACAAAAGCGGUUACGUUAGCGACGCAACAAACAGAAGAACAACAAAAGAAAAGUCGACCCCAAGAACAAAAUAUCAGAUCAUUAUAAUAUGCAACGCACUCGAGACAGAGCGACGCGUCAGACCGAUAUCUGCUCUUUUUAGAACAUCUGUUAUCGGCUUUAAAUCUCCGUCAUGGACCGAUAUGUUGUUCCAGUUGUCCACCUGGCGAAAGGAGAGGCCCUUAGCUUAAGUCGAACACUUUAACGUGAAGAUAAACCUGCGUUAAUGUGCCCACACCGCUCUCUGAUCAAAACUGACCCAAAAUAUCGGCUCUAGUUUCAGUAUUGGUCAUGAAAAACAAACAAACACAUACCGUUCGAUAGCUAUGACAUACAUAUAUUAAAUGCCAUACUGUGGAACAUUAUGAAAAGCAGUAUCAUCUCCAUGGAGACAAGCUCUACCAGAAAAGCUUCAUAACAAAGACUUUAUUUUUAGCCACCUGUAUGUAUGUACUUGUAUUUUGAAGCUUUGUGCAGAAAAGAUUUAACACUACACUGGUGUGGGCUAGUUACUCGUUUUGAAUAUUAGUUUCAUCUUUUUGUUUUCAUGUUUUUUCAAUGCCAUAAACUGUUAUAAAAGUUGUGUUCUAGCGUUUUAUUAUCAGAUGGAAACUAGACAGUAGAUGGUUUUAAUAUGAACUGUAACAUGAACCUUCAGUACCACGUGAAUAAACCAGGUAUUUCUCUCA